AUGAGCCUCCGCCUGCCUCUCCAAGAAGGCAAAUUCGCCACCAUCACCAGCGUCUACGCUCCCCCGAUGACCAGCCCCGACACCGCAAGGGACAAAUUCUACGAGGACCUACACGUCCUCCUGGCGACUGUGACAAACAUGGAUACGUCGACUGUCCUUGGUGACUUAAACGCCCGCGUCGGCACAGAAGACCAUGCUACCUGGAGAGGAGUGCUAGGACGCCAAGGUCUCAACUGCUCCAACGACAAUGGCCUGCUCCUUCUCCGCAUCUACGGAGAGCACCGACUCAUCCUGCCCAACACAUGCUUCCGCCUCCCGAUGCGAGAGAAGGCCACCUGGAUGCACUCUCGGUCGCGUCAGUGGCACCUGCCUGGCAGUCCCCGUCCGGAGGCAAGACCAGCGGGAUGUGCUGGUGACAAAGGCGAUUCUGAGUGCUGA
Molecule: messenger RNA, 438 nt
Organism: Spirometra erinaceieuropaei
Lineage: Eukaryota; Metazoa; Platyhelminthes; Cestoda; Diphyllobothriidea; Diphyllobothriidae
Source: the annotation of a GenBank genome assembly